Molecule: messenger RNA, 5384 nt
Organism: Cloeon dipterum
Lineage: Eukaryota; Metazoa; Arthropoda; Insecta; Ephemeroptera; Baetidae
Product: protein phosphatase 1 regulatory subunit 37
Exons: 10
Coding region: 225-2768 (847 amino acids)
Biological process (GO): regulation of Arp2/3 complex-mediated actin nucleation; cell migration
Cellular component (GO): lamellipodium; plasma membrane
Molecular function (GO): protein binding
Source: RefSeq, a predicted model, not a curated record
AGAGUCAGCACCGGCAAGUUGGUAUUGCGUUUCGUUGGCAAUAUUGCUAAAAAGCAAGAUGGCCUCUGUUGGGGUCAAACACGAAGAACUUGAGCAAAGGUUUUAAUUAGCAAGUUGUUGAAAUUCAUCAAUUAAAAAACUCGAUUUAGCGAACAUGACACAUUAAGACAUGUGAUUGGCAAGUGAAUCAAUCAAUGACUGUGUGUCAGUGUUCUGAUUAGAAGAUGGAUGCAACGGAGAAGAAGGCGUCGCGCACAGUUCACUUCUCCGAGGACGAGAGCAGCCUGGUUACGGCCACUUAUGGACCGGAGGACCCCUGGUUCACGGAUGAAGCAAUCUCAGCUGAAUUCCUUUCUACCAAGUACUCGGAAUCGUGUAUUAAGCAUGGUGUGCAAAGAAUACCAAAAGUCUUGAACCAACUUAAGGAAUUCAACUAUGAGCUUAGGGACCAGGAUCGUAUUCCCGUAUUCGACCUCAGUGGGACAGAGCUGGAGUACAUGGCAUGUGAAGCACUUGAAGAGAUUUUUAAGAGAAUCCGAUUUCAUGUGCUUGAUCUGGAAAACACUCGUAUUAGUGAAGAAGGAGCUGUCGCUAUGUUUGAAAUGAUAGAGUAUUAUGAGGCUUGCGAAACUGUUAACAUAUCAAGAAAUGCCAAAAUUUUAGGCAGGGGGUGGCAGGCAUGUUCUCGCAUGAUUAAAAAGACGCAGUGCUUAAAGGAGCUUAUUGCCAAGGAAACUUGCCUGAAAGAGGAAUUCAUUCCUUUCCUGACUCGUUCAUUAAAAAUUGGGACCCAUCUCGCAGUUUUGAAUUUGGAGAGAUGCCACUUGCAAGGAAAGCCAAUCAUAAUGUUAACUAAUGCAUUGAGGAUGAACAGAAGUUUGCAAGAAAUUUACUUGGGGGAAAACCAUCUAGAAUCUACAGAUGCUUACAACAUUUCAAAUCUUUUAAGUUAUAACACAAGUUUACAACUUCUUGAUUUGAGCAACAACAUAAUAGGUGACAAGGGCGCGCAACAUUUAUGUCAGCGCCUUUCUGGACACGUGUAUGCCCCCAGCCAGCCAGAUUCUCCUUCUAGUCCCGGUGAUGAAAAAACUGGGCUGAGGGUGCUGGUCAUGUGGAAUAACUGCCUCACACAAUCAAGCGGGCUUCAUUUUUGCAAGUUGCUGGAAGCAAAUAACGAUAUGGAGAUAUUGAACGUUGGGCACAAUGAUUUGACAGAUUCUUGGUUGCAAGGCUUGCGAGAGCCACUUAAAAACAAUUCGGGACUCUCGCGCCUUGGGCUGCAGUCAACCAAAAUUACGUGUGCUGCUGCCAAAGAUUUGGCUUUGGUUUUCGAGCACAACAAAACUCUUCAUAGGGUAGAUUUGAGAGACAAUCAGUUAAAGGUUGACGGACUUCAGAGUAUGCUUGAAAGCUUGAAGAUGAAUGAGAGCAUGACUCAGCUGGACUUGGACCAAAAUCCAACAUACCUUGAAUCUGAAGACUUAGCGCAGUAUCAGGCAGCCCUGCACUCGAUUAAUGAGCAGCUGAAGCUCAACUUGGAAAAAUGCCCACCAAACAGCUAUUCUUCAAGGCUGCCACUUAAUGUGGGACUGAAUUCAAGAAAGAUUUCACUUACUUGUGAAAUCAAAAUUCCCCAAACGAUUCCCAAGAAAACGCUUUCUUGCGGCAGGCUUCGUUCACCAGCGCCAAGUCCUACACCAAGCCCGAUCAUGAGUCCGAUUCCCAGCCCAGGUAAAUCGCGAUUUUCCGUCUCCAAAGUUGCAGAUCCGUCGCCAGUUGUUCCUGAAGUCAGAUCAAGGUUUUCCAUUACGCCUGUGACUGACAUUCCAAAAAUUGUCUUGCCUGAGGAGUCCAAAGUAACGGUCGGCUUUCAAGUCACGCCAAACGCGGCAACGUCCAAUAUUCCAGAAGCCUACAAGAUUGACUGCGAACAGGUCGACACAAACAGCAACCAGAAUUCUACUUGUGAACACAUUGAUAAUGAAAAUAACAAAAACAAUAACAACAAUGAUAGUGUUGAAUGUGAUGAUGAAGUAGAGCAAAUCACAUCAAAGAUGGAGCAAGAAGACCUGGACGCGCGACAGGAAGAAUUGACAGAGCCAAUUAUUUUGGAGGUAAAGCAAAAAGAGGAUGAAAAUUUUGACAUUAUCACUGAGAUGAAUCCAGCUUAUUUGGAUAGUGUUAGUCGGGAUUCAACCUCUAUCAACAGAAAUGAAAAGCAGCAGUUGAGCAUUUCCCAAACAUUUCCACCUCGAAUUUCAGAGCCUCGAAAACUGUCAGAGAACGCUCACAAUUACUCCAACACGGAUAACACCCAGAUUACCAAAUCUGAGUCAAAAUCCACGCUUCAAAGCUUAUUUGCCCUCUUCCAAACUCCGUCUCUAAGUUUUUCGUCUACUGCGUCUGCAUUUUACGCCAAAACUGAAGCAAAGAUGUCGCAGAUAGUACCCAGUCUGAGUUCAAUUUCAUUGAGUUAUGAACCUUUCAAGUUUUCAUCCAAGCACGAAAAACCCAAAAUGCAUUUAUCAGGUGAUUUCCUGAGUUCAAAUGAAAGGCAUUUAGACUCGAGCGCAUUGUCAGCCCCGCUCCUAGAUAGUACAAACUAUGAAAAUUUGCCUGCCUCAGCCAGCGACAAGGAGAACACACUUGAUGUUAGCCCUGGCAAAAAGAAAAAGAGUAAAAAGAAAUCCAAAGAGGAGCCAUUCUGGGAUUUUGGUGACGAUUCUUCAGAAUCUGCACCAAGCACCUCUGAUGUUGUGACUUAAAAUUGUCUGCAGAGCUUUCUGAAACUCGAUCGUUUCCUAAAACUUAGCUGGAAGGUAUAAAGCAUAUGAACUGACAAAUUGCAGUGAGGAGAGCGGUGGCCUUCUGUGUGAAGUUUCCUCUACCUUUCAUUGACUGCUAUCAAUGACAGAAAAUACCCAUCCCCCAAAAUCUUUUCUCCCAACAUAACAUUAUUUUUCUCUUACGAAUUUGCUUUUGGUCUCUGUAGGAAUUGCCUUAAUUCCGAAUCAAGGGUUGUGACACAUUUCGAGCUCAAAUAUUCUGAUUGGUGUGAAGGAAGCAAACAUUUUCUUGCUGCACCAUCUAACAUGAUAAUGUGCCAUUUUAGACAUACUUAAUGGGGCAUGUUUUGGCCCCGCAUUUAAAAAGACUUCGGCCAUGGCAGUUCCCACACGAGAACCACUUUUUUACUCUACCUAAUCGCUUGACACUGUUUGUGUGCACAUUUUGAGAAAACAUUUUUUCCAUAAAUAUUUGAAUGUUAAGAUGUUCUUGUAACUUGCAAACUCAUUCUACAAAGUUUAAAAGUGUUCAAUGUUUUUUAAUGAAAUAGUAGUAAUUAGUCUCUCACUUGGUCACUCGGGUGAAACCAAAAUUAAAAAAAUAUUAUCAUUACUGGAAACAUAAAUGGUUAAAAUAUUUAAUACACUUUACUUACAUGAUGGACUUGUUGUAACAAGUAAUUUAAACGUAACGCUGGCUGUUACCCUCCAAAAAUGUUUUGAGAGCGAAGUGAAAAUCGAGAAAGCUUUUUUGAUGGUUGUGCUAUCAAGCAGCAAAGUUUAAAGUUGGAUAACAAUCUUGAGAGAAUCAAUUAAUUACGUGUGUAAUUUAUCAUUGUGGAACGACGCCAUAAGACUAAAAUCAAUUUGCGAGGAAUUGUAGCUUCGCAGUUCAGUCAGAAAACAACAGAUUGACUAUUGCUGCUUUGUAAUCAGUAAAACAUUGUUGCAUUUGUGAUAAUAUUUUAUAACAUUUUCAUUUCUUUGUCCUCGGCACCAUGUUAUUAUAGAAUGGGCAAAUAAUGUAAAUAAGCUGAGGUGAAGUCUUUGCUUGUGGCAGCAAAAUCCAUAGUUUUCACAUUCUUAGCAAUAUUAUUUAUUUUGUGUAAUUAUUAAAACAUUUUUUCCCUUUUUAGUUCAAAUUAUUACUUAUUCAUAUUAUAGAUCACUAAAUAAGUAAACCGAUUGUGAUAAGAUAUAACUUAUGGAUUUCCAAGUCAGCGAUUAGUUACAGAGCGAAUCAAAUAGGAUAUAUAUGUAAAUAUUUCUCAAUGUACAUCUCGAUUACCAAAUUUUAUAUUCUGAUGUAUUGAUUCUUAAAGUCACUAAUAAUCUGAAAAUAUAUUUUUAUAGGCAUUUUAGCUGCUCUGUAAACACUUGCUGAUUUGUAAAUUCAGCUUCAGUUUAGUGAUUGUUUUUUGCUUCUAUUUUUAAAAGAAUAUGUGUAUACAUUUGUGAUAUGCUAUCAAAAUUUAAAACUCCAAUUUAGGAAACACGUCAAAAUAAUUUCAAAUACCAACAUUGGCCUCAAUCUGCUGCACCUCUUAUAACCGUUUAAAUCAAAACCAAAAAUCCUGAUCAUAUUGUGGGUUGAUGUACCUUCUAUCGUGUGAGAUGGUGGUCUUGUCAUGAUACAGGGAGAGGGAAAGGUGUAGUAUUUUACAUUGUUACACUGACAGAACUAAAACGUACGCUUCACAAACUUAACCAUAAAAAAAUCUCCCACCUUGACAUUCACCACACUUCUGGAAAUAAGAUCAUUAAUGGGUAUGGAAAUGGAAUAAACAUUAUAACUUUAUACAAGCAUUCAAUGUUUAUUCUACUAUAUUCAAAAAACUUAUUAUUAUAGUAUUUUUUUGUCGCCACUGCCAGACCAAUUUCCGAAAGUAAUUAUAACACUAUAUAUACAUAUUAAUAAGCAUAUUGAAAUGUACAUGAUUAGACGGAAUGGAGAAACCCGAUGAUUCCAAAAUUCUUUCCGUGCAACUUUGCUGCUCAGGGUUGAAAAUAAGUAACGUAAAAUAGGGUUCUCCAUUUUAGUGAGUUUGAUUCUGGUUUUAAUUUUUCGUAUAUUUUGUGAAAUGGCAGUAGUCAUUAAAUGCCGCUGUGUCUUUUGUGUUAUUUUUCUUUUCUUCUCUUUAGAGUCGUUCAAAACUUAAAUAUUUCUCUACCAUUCUUAUUAAUAGUGCGUGAGUGAUGUGAUUUUUCGCCGCAAUUGUUGUGUGUUAGUGAAGUACUGUGUUGAUUAUCUUGUUAGAGAUAAGUAAAAUUAUUGCAGUUAAUACAUAGCUAGGAGAGUGAAGCAAAGCAAAAGAAUAUCUAUUUUUGUCAGGAAAAUUAAGUGAGAAAAUAUUAUAGCCCUCAAAAUCGCGACUGUAAUUAUUUAAAAUUUAAUGGUUGAAAAUAUUCUCCCAACUUAACCGGUUAAUAUUGAUAUCUAUAGAUAAUUAUUGUUGUAAAUAUAGAACUUACGAAACCAGUUUUUCGAUGAUGUGCUCCAUAUUUAUAUUUGUAUAUUAACUGUACACUGUGCGAAAUAUGAAUGAUAUACUAUGACUCAGAAACUUAUUAAUAAAGUAUGUUGAAUCGAGUUCA